Molecule: messenger RNA, 8033 nt
Organism: Plutella xylostella (diamondback moth)
Lineage: Eukaryota; Metazoa; Arthropoda; Insecta; Lepidoptera; Plutellidae
Gene: shg
Product: DE-cadherin
Biological process (GO): cell migration; multicellular organism development; homophilic cell-cell adhesion
Cellular component (GO): plasma membrane; catenin complex
Molecular function (GO): calcium ion binding; beta-catenin binding; cadherin binding
Source: RefSeq, a predicted model, not a curated record
CACUUCACGCCAGUUUGCUCCGAACGAUGCGCCGGGCGGACGUGUCUCGCGCCGCAGCCGCCUUUUCUCCGAACUUCGAAAUUAUUUUACGAAAUAAUGUCAAGUUCUCAAACAACUAUUCGCGUAGAAAGGCCGUAUCAAACCUAGUGUACAGUGUUUAACCGACUUAGAACAAGUUAAAUAAGUAGUUUUAAGUUAUUGAAACUUAAUAGGCUCGCUCGUUUACCUGCAUGCCUCGACCCACGACGUCGUGCGAAGCGGUUACCUUAUCGCAGGAACGGACAUUUUUCAAAUGGAUGUGCGUUCGAAUGCUGUGAUAGUGUGCGUGAUUUGUGUGAUUACGAGACGUCUUGAGUGCGUGUUUGUCCGCUGUGACAAGUUUUUACUGUGACGUGUUUGUAAUAGUAAUAAAGUAUUGAAUUGAACAUGUUUGGUGGGGGCGAGAGGGGGCUUCUGGCCGCCUUGCUGGUCGGCGUGCUGGCGGCUGCGUCGGCGGAACAUUCUAAAGGUAAAGAUCGUGAGUCACCGGUGAUACAGGCGGAUGGAAUGCAGUUGGUGAUUAUGAAUGAGCUUGCUUCAGCGCGGGAUCGCGAGCACAGUUCACAUCACGUGACGAGGUUGCGGCACUCACGGCAUUUAGACGGAUAUAUGCCUAUUCACACCGCUUCCCUGGGAGUGUCAGCGCCCAAGUUUUCCGUAAAGGACAAUCACAAGCCAGUGUUCACUGAGUGCAGCAACUACCGGCCCACGGUCAAGGAGGAGCAACCCGUCGGCACAUAUGUAUUCACCGUCCAUGCAGAUGACAGAAAUCCACCAGACAUGGGUGGAACUGUCACGUACAAGUUCGUCUCCACCGCCGGCGAGAAAGAGAGGUUUCACGUCGACUCUGAAACUGGAAGAAUAACCACAGCAGAUAUAUUUGAUCGAGAUGAACCAUCCCGUGAGAAAGAGGCAUACAUCACAGUGCGAGCAAGUGACAAUGGCCAGCCACAGCUGGACGACGCGUGUACCAUCAAAAUUGUCAUCGAAGACGUCAACGACAACCAACCAGUCUUUGACAAAGUUUCGUACUCGGAAUCGGUCCCUCAAGACUUGCCAAGCGGCCGAGAAGUUAUGAGGAUAUCUGCCACAGAUAUUGAUGAUGGGAACAAUUCUAUAGUCCACUAUAGUCUCGACACAAAUUCGCCUGAUCAGGCUUAUUUCUACAUUGACCCAGAUAACGGGGUCAUAUUUUUAAAUAAAACUAUUGAUAAAUAUCCAGGAUAUAAGUUUAAGUUAAGUGCAAUAGUUAAAGACAUGGGGGAUCCUCCCCAGCAAAGUUCAAUAACUUUAGACAUACAAGUUGUAGAAUCUAAUAAGAAGAGUCCCUCCUUCAUCGAAGUUCCUGAUGGUCCAAUAAGAUUAAAAGAAAACUUCGCAGAUUUCAACGCACAUAUAGCAACAGUUAGAGCUGUGUCCAACAUUCCAGAAGAAAAGAAGCUUCUAUUCGAGCUAGUGAUGGGACAAACAGAGCAGACGAACAAAUGGCAUACGUUCGUACUGGAGUCAGAGAAUGACUCCGCUUAUAUUAAGUUAGGAAACCAUUUAGACUUCGAAAAAAUUACAGACUACACACUCACUGUCAGAGUACAAAAUAAUUAUAAUUUAGCAGCAGAAACUAUAAUUCAAAUCGAAGUUGAAGAUGUCAACGACAACAUUCCCAUAUUUAGCGAAGUUCGAUCGGGUCAGGUCCUAGAAAACGAACCUCCUGGCACUCAAGUCAUGCAAGUGAGAGCUUUCGACGCCGACGGUACAUCAGCUAACAACCAAGUUACAUAUGAGCUAGGUGAUGCGUCAGACCCAUUUGCAAUCGACACUUUGACUGGAAACAUCACAACGCUCAAAAUGUUCGAUAGAGAAGAGCGAAGUUUCUACAAUAUUAAGAUAAUAGCUACAGAUAAUUCCGAGUCGGCUCUUAUUCCUGGAAAGCACAAUUCUGGACAACAAGUGUUCAGAAUAGAAAUAGCUGAUAAGAACGACAACCAGCCCCACUUCACUCAAGACACUUAUGUAGCAGAAUCCAUUGCUGAGAAUGCUAACAUCAAUGUGUUGGUGACUCAAGUUACAGCCUUAGAUAUUGAUACUGCAUCCGUGGUCACCUACAGCAUUGUAGCCGGGAAUACAUACGAUGCCUUUACAAUCAGAAACUUCACCGGUGAGAUCAGAGUCAACAACGAGCUAGACUAUGAAAACAUCACGAGCUACUCUCUAGAUGUUCGCGCCUUCGACGGACAACAUGAGGACUACUGCAAAGUGAUCAUCAACAUUGAGAACCUCAACGACAACCCUCCUGUAUUCUUGGAUAAUUACACAAAGACCAUUGAAGAGGAGAGGCUUUAUGAAGGAUGCAUAGUUCAGGUGGGAGCCUACGACCCAGACAUAAAAGACCGCAGUGCGCCUCAAAACAUCGUCUACUCGCUAGUCAAACAUGAACAAAAGGAGUUUCUUCAAAUCGACAAUGAUGGCUGCCUUCGCUUGACUAAGCCCUUAGACAGGGACCCUCCAGCGGGCUUCACCACGUGGCAGAUCCUGAUAGUGGCAGCGGACCAAGGAGGCCGGCUGGGGUCUGAUAGUCUGAGAUCUACUACAGAAGUUAUCCUUGAGCUAACUGACAUCAACGACAAUGCACCAUUCCUGACUAAUUCCCUUCCAGUCAUAUGGUCAGAGAACGUCCCCCAAGGCCAGGUCGUGACGCUGACUGCCAAAGACAACGACUCGCCUGAAAAUGGACCUCCUUUCACGUUCGCACUGAAUGAAACUGUCUCACCGGAUAUCCGGUCCAAGUUCUUCAUUCAAGGCAACGUGCUGUCAACGCAAGUAGUAUUCGACCGUGAAGAACGCAAGGAGUAUUUCAUCCCGGUGGCAAUCACGGACUCGGGGUCGCCGCGGCUGACCGGCGUGUCCAUACUGCAUGUCGUCAUCGGUGACAAGAAUGAUAACCCCAUGGCGCCGGGACACAGCGACAUUUUCGUCUAUAACUACAAGGGCGAAGCGCCGGACACGGAGAUCGGGCGGGUGUUCGUGAAGGACCCCGACGACUGGGACCUCCCCGACAAGCGGUUCAUGUGGCUGCCCUCCUACGAGCAGCGAAGCCCCUACUUCGACGUACACAGCAACACCGGCAUGAUCACCAUGAAGGAGGGCACGCCAAAUGGGACCUACUUGCUCAAGUUUAACGUGACGGAAGAAAACGAACCAAUAGUGCCGUUCCAUUGGGUGGAGGCGACCGUCAACGUCACUAUCAAAGAGAUACCCGAAGAGGCAGUGGACAAGUCAGGAUCCAUCAGAUUUGUUAACAUCACUGCCGAAGAAUUCAUUGUGGAUGAGGAAGACGGCACGAGUAAAAAGGACAAGCUACAUCGCCGUCUCUCUCUCCUGUACAACACUUCCAUAGACAACGUGGACGUGUUCACGGUGUCCAACAAGAGAACUGUGAAGGACCAGUUUUUGGACGUGCGAUUUUCCGCGCACGGCUCUCCUUACUACCCUCCCGAGAAACUGGAUAGCAUGGUCACUGGGAUUCAGGAAAAGCUGGAAAUGGAGUUAGGCGCACGCAUCUACAUGAUCAACAUUGACGAAUGCCUCAUAGAGAAGGAGCAGUGCGAGGACUCCUGUCGAAAUGUCCUGCAGAAAAACAACGUGCCUCUCUCAGUGUACACGAAUACAAGCAGUUUUGUUGGUGUCUCGGCUACUGUAGCCCCGGAGUGCACUUGUGAGGUGGAUGAGCCGCUCGACUGCUUGAAUGGGGGAACCCCAUUCGCAGACAAAUGCGAGUGCCCCGAAGGCCUCAACGGCCCGCGCUGCGAGCAGACCUCCAUAGGGUUCCACGGGGCAGGCUACGCUCUGUACCCCGCGCCGCCCGCCUGCCACGAAGGUCACGUGACCUUGACCGUGACCUCACAUGCUGCGAAUAGCCUGGUGUUUUAUUUGGGCCCACUGAAUUUUAACCAGCUUUUGGAUGUUCAAGACUUCAUGUCCCUGGAGUUGGCAGACGGCUACCCAGUCCUGCUAGUGAACUACGGCUCAGGGACCACUCGGCUCAACAACAGCGUCGUCUAUGUAGCUGACGGGAAGCCGCAUCUCAUAGAGAUAGUGCUCAUGAGGAGCUCCAUCGAGAUGUUUGUGGAUCGCUGCAAGCUGUCUACGUGCAUGAGUCUGGCCGCGCCCACUGGGACUACGCAGAUUUUGAAUGUGAACGGACCACUCCAAGUGGGAGGCUCCAGCAUAGACCUCCACCACUUGGCCAGGGCAUACGGCUGGCGACACGCACCCACCACUCAAAACUUCGUCGGAUGUAUCAGCAACUUCACUUAUAACUCUUAUAUGUACAACCUAGGCCAGCCGUCGGUAAUGCGCGGGGCGGACCCCGGCUGCCAGCGCAGCAUGUUCACGGCGGUCACCUUCGGCAUCGACACCAACUUCCUCGUCGCCAUCUUGGUGUGCAUCGCUAUAUUAGUCAUCCUCCUCCUAGCCGUGGUAGUCCACCGACGUCGGGCAGACGCGUGGGCGGAAAAGGAACUAGACGACAUCCGAGAGAACAUCAUCGCCUACGAAGACGAGGGCGGCGGCGAGGGCGACGCGGGCUACGACCUGCACGUGCUGCGCCAGAUGUACGACGCGCCGCCCACGGACCCGCUGCUCCAGCAUGGCCUCGGCGCCGCGCCCGCCCCGGACAUAUCCGGGUUCCUGGACGACAAGAAGUCCGUGCUGGACCGCGACCCGGACACCAACCCGUACGACGACGUGCGCCACUACGCGUAUGAGGGAGACGGCAAUACCAGCGGCUCGCUGUCUUCGCUGGCUAGCUGUACGGAUGACGGCGACCUAAAAUUCAACUACCUAUCGACCUUCGGGCCUCGGUUCCGCAAACUAGCGGACAUGUACGGGGACUCCGAGGACGACAGGCAACCCCACGAGGAGUCCUGGUGCUAGCACCACGCGUGGCUAGUCUAGCCAUCUAGACCUCCCAAGGUCUAGGUAGACAGGACUAUGGGUAUAGCCCCGCUAUAGACCAAGCUUCACAUGCCUUACAGCCCACAAGCGGCAAACCCCUGUGUUCCGAUUUGUUACUAAGUGUUAUAGUGACCCACCGCUGGACGCGACAGCUGGCUCAAGGAAGCCACGUGUCUUUAGAAAGCCUGUGAUAAAAUGUUAACGGUUCCCGUAUGUAAUCGUGUUUUGUCCAAGGUAUUUCGUGAUACCAAAACUAUAGGUUUCCUGUUAACUAUGUAACUGACGGUUGCUUAAUGACGCUCCGAACGGCUCGUCAAAUAUUUAAUUAAAGCUGAAAGUGGCCGGCGAAAUGUCCUUUCAUCUACUGAAAUAUGCUGUGAAGGGGCGUUAUCCCGAACAGCCGAUGAAGCGCGCGGCAGAGUCAUUAAGAAAUUGGACUUUCUUAAACAAACGCGUGUUUUUAAACAUUUUAAGAAAAUGACUGAUUUGUAACUCGGUUUAGGCGUCGUUGUAGAUAAUGCCUAAAUUAUUUCUUGUAAUUUUUUAUAUUAUAAAUAUAAGCGUGUUUCACGACAACAUUAAGAUUAAGAAUUAGUGAUGAUUUAUCAUAAUUUUUGUUUGACUGUAAAUUAUUAUGGCAAUUGUGAAGUAAGUGAGAGCAAGUUCUUCAUUGUAUUAAUUGGCAUUUUUUACGACUUUCGUAGCAAAAACAAGUUUCUGAGGAGAUAGUGCCAUUUUCAGUUUUUUAUACCUAUUACCUAUAAUAUGUUUAAGAUUUAAGAUAUUUUUAAAAGUAUUUUUUGAUUAUUAUUUCCGCCCAAUAAAAAUGUGUAAUUAAAAUAUUAUGUCAAUUAAUAGCUUUUUACAAUUUAGCAUUAAGUUUUUAUACUUUUUUAUGUUACAACGUUUUUGAAAGUGAAAAUGUGUUUUGUUUGUUUUUCUAAUUGCGUCCAAGAACAAAAUGGUGCAUUUCAAAUUUAAAAGAUUAAUAUUAAUUUGUCUGAUUUUCUAUUAGUUUAGUUAGGUAAUAUUGAAGUCGUAUUUUAUUUUUUGUAUCCACUUCGGUUAAACUUUCGUUACGUUUAAAGAAAUUAUAAAAUGAUUUCAGAGCAACCAUUUCUAUUACUUUUUCGAAAUACUUAACUAAGUAAAUUAUCUAAGAUAUAAUUUCCAAAUAAAUAUAUAAGUAUAUAAAAUGUAAAUAUUGUACAUUUUCGAUACGUAAAGCGUAUAGUUUUAAUGUUCUGCGGAUAACAUAAUUAGGUAAUUUUGUAUGAUUUAAUUAUAGGCAAGUUUACAAGGUGUCUUAUAAUUAUGCAUAUCAACGAAUGUAUUAUAACUUGAUAAAUAAUCUAUAACCAGUUAAGUACUCUAUAAACUAAAGUAUAUAUAAGCACUCACUACAUAUUACGCAAGUUUCAAUCGCUAGCAGGUUAAGCAAAAUAAGUAAUUUUUAGUUUAAAUUGGUCGAAGUGAUGGUUAUGAUUUCAUGUCUGGAUUUAAUGGUGCCAUUAGGCUUGGUACAAACAAUAAUUCAGUUACCAUUUCACAUAGCUAUACUGUCAUAUUAUAAUAUCUUAUUUUUAACAACUAUGCAUCAAGUAGGUCCCAAAAUCUAAUAUAAUGUUCUGACAUUACUACUGCAGCUAAAAAAAUUCAAACAGUUUCAUUCAGGCUUCGUAGAGUUAUUAAAGCUAUGUGACAUUUUAAUAUUUAUGUUAAUAUCAGUGAUGAUUAAUGUGAUGACUGUAAAAUUGUAUUCUGCUGGCCUAAACGCAAAUUAAACAACCAUUUUAUAAUUAAUUCUUAAAACAUCUUGGUGUAACUACUCAAAAGUAAUAUGGAGUUGUCUAACAUUAAGAUAUGUACCUAUUUACAUAAUGUUUCUAUUUCCUACAUUCCAAUAUAUAAAAAAACAAGUUUUAAUAAAAAUAAGGCACAUAAUUGUUGACGUAUUUUAUUGUUAGUGUUAUCGAAUCAAUUAUUCGUACUUAGGAGGGAGGUUCGUCUGACUGUGAAUAUUUUUACUUUAUAUAUUAGUAAAUAUAAAAAGUAUAGAUAUAUAUUAAAAAGUAUUACUGUAAGCCACAUUAAAAAUAUUCACUUUCAGAAUGAAACUCGUCACUGCCAUUACCUAUAUGAAAACGAUUUUAUAAUAUAAUCUAAUAGGACAUUGGGACCGGUCGUAUAUGGAAUACCUUGUUUAGUUUCAUUAUCAAAAUUGUAAUCGAGAAAAUUAUGUGUAAAUAGAUAGAGAAUACAAAGCUUACUAAUUUUAGCCAUUGAACGGUGGAAGUUGUUAAAUAAUAUUCAAUCUUAAACAAAGGUGAAUAAGGUAUGUUAUACGAACGCGUCUCAAAUAUCGAUUAUAAUGGUUUUAAAUGUGUGUUUGUGAGUAUAAUAAGGUAUAUAAAUUGUGUGAGUCUGUUUGUUCAUUUUAAACCGGUUGUCGUCCCUUUUUCAAACGGCAAACUUUACUAAGUACAUACUUAGGUAGCUACCUGUAUUUUAUUUAUACAAAAUGGGUUUGUAAUCGCAAAUGAUUUGUUGUGUAUAAGAAUGGAAUGAAUAUUGACAUAUUAUGUGAGUACCCACUUUUUAGGUUCAUGGCUACGACCUCCUUAAAUAGAUUUGAUGGAAGGUACCAUUUCUCGUUCUUUAUUAAAAACUUCAUAUCAAUUUUUGUUUUCAAACAACUGCAGUAAAAAAUACAGUAAGUAGGGUUUCAUGCAUUUUAUAAUGUAUCUACUGACCUAAACUAGUUAUGAGCGUUUUAGACUUUUAGUUUAUAGAUUUUCCGGAGGGUGUGUAAUUCCAUUAAAAUUUCAAGUUGGUUAUAGUAAGCGCUUGAACCUAAAGCGGGGUGGUAGACCAAAUUACCCAGAUUUAAGGGUAGGUUAUGUAUUUAAACAGACGCGGAGUCCGACUGAGUGAUGUCAUAUUAACUCGAUAAGUAUAGUUUUAAGGACGCAUUAUUUUUAAAUUGUUUAUAUAGAAAUAAAAAUAUUCAAUUCAGCAUUGAAAUAAAGUGAUGAAAUUGA